Messenger RNA from Ilyonectria robusta, 426 nucleotides. RefSeq lists its product as uncharacterized. Lineage: Eukaryota; Fungi; Ascomycota; Sordariomycetes; Hypocreales; Nectriaceae. The record is from RefSeq and is a predicted model, not a curated record. The coding region runs from base 1 to 426 and encodes 141 amino acids. The transcript has 3 exons.
AUGAAGUCUGGCCUUAUCGUCACGCUGGCAAGUGCGCUCGUCCUGGCGAAACGGGCGCGGCUCCCCGACAAAAUCAACCUGGACGAGCGCAUCCGGUUUGGUUGGUGUCGGGAGGCGAACCAGACCGACACUUGCGACGAGCGGUUACUGGAUCAUGCGCGGUGCUACGACUUUGAGAUCCUCGACGAGUACUUAAACGACAACGUCGAAACCAUCACAGUAACGGGCGGACGAUGCGUGAUCUGGGAGAAGAACGGAUGCCACGGAGACCACACGGGCAUGAUUGUCGGCAAAGACAUCAUCGCCGACAACGUGUGUCCCGGAUACCCCUGGUCGCGCCGGGCCUCGUCGGUCAAGUGCUGCGGAGGCGAUUACAAUGCGCUGUGGUGCGCAGAUCCGGGGAAGAGACCCAAGUGCACGGAUUGA